GCCAACUACUCCGAUCCCGAAACACAUAAGACUUCUCGAUACUCACUCACACGCAAAGAGGAAGAAGAGAAAGAAUGGGUGUUGUGAAGUCAGCGAUUGGGGAUAUGCUAAUGACCUUCUCCUGGGUCGUCCUCUCCGCGACGUUCGGUUUACAGACGACGGAGAUCAUCUCCGCCGCCGGUUUUCAGGGAAUCGCUUGGGCUCCGUUGGCCAUCACCACGUUUCUGAUUUUCUUCUACGUUUCCAUUUUCACCGUUGUCUUCGGUAGCGCUAGCUUUAACCCUACCGGAAACGCCGCCUUUUAUGCCGCCGGUGUCCCCGGAGAUACCCUUUUCACCUUGGCGAUCAGGUUACCUGCUCAGGCAGCUGGUGCGGCAGGAGGUGCAUUGGCCAUCAUGGAGUUCAUACCAGAGAAGUACAAGCACAUGAUAUCUGGACCUUCCCUUCAGGUUGAUGUGCACACUGGAGCUAUUGCAGAAACCAUCUUAAGUUUCGGUAUUACCUUUGCGGCUUUACUUAUUAUCAUCAGGGGUCCACGAAGAUUACUCGCCAAGACCUUCUUGCUCGCUCUCGCAACCAUUUGCUUCGUUGUUGCUGGCUCUAAAUACACCGGACCAGCCAUGAAUCCUGCCAUUGCGUUUGGGUGGGCAUACAUGUACAGCUCUCACAACACUUGGGACCAUUUCUACGUGUACUGGAUCAGUUCUUUCGUUGGAGCUUUAUCUGCUGCGUUGGUCUUCCGUACUAUCUUCCCGCCACCUACACCGCAGCAGAAGAAACAGAAGAAAGCCUGAGGGGAUAAACCAAUCGAGACAAGACCGGUUCAAUACUUUACCGGUUUUGGGAUGUAGAAAGAUUCAGAAGGUUUUUCCAUUCCAAAAUAAGGAGAAACCUUAUCAUUGUUUAGAUUCAAGCUUUAUAUUAUGAAUUGUUGCGGAUGUCAACUAUUAUCCGUUUUGUGCAUAUAUCAUUCACACACUCUUCCGGUUGAUAAGCAUUAGAUUAUCAAUUACUGGUUUGGAUUGGUUCAGUUCAGUUCAUCCCCUAAGUGGUUUCGAGAACCUAAUGAAAUGUUUUCAAAUUGA
Molecule: messenger RNA, 1085 nt
Organism: Brassica napus (rape)
Lineage: Eukaryota; Viridiplantae; Streptophyta; Magnoliopsida; Brassicales; Brassicaceae
Product: aquaporin SIP1-1
Exons: 3
Coding region: 75-794 (239 amino acids)
Biological process (GO): transmembrane transport
Cellular component (GO): membrane
Molecular function (GO): water channel activity
Source: RefSeq, a predicted model, not a curated record